Messenger RNA from Closterium sp. NIES-65, 1077 nucleotides. NCBI's taxonomy places the organism in Eukaryota, Viridiplantae, Streptophyta, Zygnematophyceae, Desmidiales, Closteriaceae. The record is from the annotation of a GenBank genome assembly.
AUGGACACCGCGGAUGUGGGGUUGUCUGCGGCUAACGGAGGGGGUUUGGCGGAGCCGACGACUGCUACGGCUGAUUUUGCCGAGAGAAAUGCGGGACGGAAGGGGAAGGCCGCCUCUCAGAGGAUGACGCGGGCGAUGUCGGCGGGGAAGAAGAUGUCGGAAGAGCAAGGGAAGGAGGCAAAAGGGAAACAGGACAAGACCGGCGGCAAGGGUAAGUCGGCGAAGAAGAAGGAGAGGGCAGAGGGGGAGGAUGAGGCGGGCGGCGAGGGAAAGAAAGAGCAUGAACGCAGGGGUCAUGGCAUCCGCCGCGACAAGUCGGGCGACGGGCUUGGGUGGGUGGGCGAGAUUAAGGUACACGGCGAGAAUCGGUACAUCGACAAGUCGCGCGAGAAGAUGGAGCUUGCCUACGAGCACUCGAUUGCAUACGUCGUCUACGACGGCUUCGUGAGCAAGGUGCUCAUGGACGAGCUCACCGUCUUGAAGCCGGGGGAGUUGGAGAAAUGGAAGGAGGUGUGGGAGGAGGUCAAGUUCUUGCCGACUGGGAUGUGGACGGUGAUGUGGGCCAGAGGCUUGUGCCAUCCGAAAGCAAGGUUCGACGAUUCUCUCGGCCGGUACCAUGGGUACAUGGGUUCGGGUGAUGCGCUUCAUGACGUGCGCUACACGGGUUCGGGUGAUGCGAUCUGGUUCCCCAUCGUUCCAGAUACGAAGGAGGGCAAGGCGGAGACGGACGUGUUCAUGUCGGCGAUGAUAAAUUGCGUGUCAGUGUGCGCGGCGUAUGGGAAGGUUGCGACGAGCGCAGCAUUUGGGAAGGUCGCUGCGAGCGCGGAGGGGAAGGCUGGAGAGAACGUGGAGUUGGAAGGAUCAGAGGGGAAGACGGAUGAGAAGACGGAGAUGGCGGCCCAGGUGUUAGCGACCUCCGCAUGCGCCCUCUGGUGCUUCAUCGAGACGGGGGCAUUGGUCCUCGAUGCCGUUGGUGAAGGGAAGGUGGCGGCGAUGGUGGCAGGCGCGGGUGAGAGGAGGGCCAAGGACUUCAAGAAGGUGAUGCACGCGGUGAUCGGCAUCUCGGCCAGAAGGUAG